This is a messenger RNA of Desarmillaria tabescens, 371 nucleotides long. RefSeq lists its product as uncharacterized. The transcript has a single exon. The coding region runs from base 72 to 311 and encodes 79 amino acids. Lineage: Eukaryota; Fungi; Basidiomycota; Agaricomycetes; Agaricales; Physalacriaceae. The record is from RefSeq and is a predicted model, not a curated record.
GUCCAUGACUUCAACAGCCUCCUAAAUUUUUCUUUCAUUCUCUGGAUCCUCGGCAUGCCCUCUGCCAGUCCAUGUACUCAUCCCCUUCCUAUCUGGGCAUCGACGACCAUCCAAAACAACAUCCAAUAAAUUGCUCGCGCAUUGUAUUCUCAUUCGUAUAUUCUUUCGGCUCAACCCUUCCUUCACCCAUCGUCACCUCACUGUUGCACAAAUUCCCUAGUUUGUUGAAUGCUGUCUCUAGUUGCUAUCUUUCAUUUCCUUCUCUAUGUUUUUCCAUCUUUUUUUUUUUUGCUUUGACCUACAAUUCAUGACCAUUACGAUUUUUACGUAUGUUUGCUGUCGAAAUAAUUUAUAAUCGAAUUGCUUUGGAG